UUUUAGUGCUCGCAAAGCCGCAAAGGACGUUAGAGGAUGGACAAUGACGCACGGGUUUUUCGCGUGGAUGGGUGGAUUCAUGCUCUACGUCAAUGGCAUCCCGCGAGCCACUCUUACACCUGAUGAACUCCUGCAAUUUGUUCAUGAGGGAUCCGUGGACAUGCCUGUCAUCACGGAGGAAGAGAUAGAAGAUCGAAGUAAGGGUGAUGGACUAUCCAAAGGCGUGACCAUUCUUCAGCUGGCAUGGUUCUGCGUUCCCUAUGGCUUGUGGUGGAAGAAGCCCAAGGAUGUAGGACGUCCCUUAUGCUGUUCAUUGGAAAGCAACCGCAUCUCCGCCAAGCAACUUAGCCUACGAGUAUGUCGCCAUUCUUCAAUCAAAUCAGAUUUAUCAUUCUCCAGUGGUGGAGGCUGGUUCUUCUAUCUCGUCUAUCCCGUUAUUAGUGUCAUGGGAUUUGGAUCACUACCUUCCUCCGGAGCUGUCCACUCGCGUCGGACUCCAUCUCUAGGUGGUUAUGGUAAGUAUCAUGGCGAAAUCACACUUCUCAUCGGAUGUUUCAGCGGGAUUGUUUUUGGAGGAAUACACUGCCUAGGCUGGAAUUUUUCGUUUCAGAAACACACGGAGCAGACAUUAUGGCAUGGGGCUUCCCUUGCGGUACUGUGUAUACCACUAUGUAUUUAUAUCCUGUUUUGCUAUUGCAGUUGGUUGACCUUUGUAGAUGAUUAUAACGCAUAUUUCAUGGUCUUUACUAUAAGCAUCAGCUCUCUCAUAUACGUCGCUGCACGCAUUACACUAAUUGUACUUAUGAUGCAGAGCUUACAAUCAUUGCCUCCUGGCGUAUACGAUACUGUAGCUUGGAACAAGUUUGUUCCGCAUUUCUAGUUUCCUGAUGUUACAUUCAUGAAAUAUGAUAACUUGCCUGGCUUUUCUGAUCA
This is a messenger RNA of Suillus paluster, 933 nucleotides long. RefSeq lists its product as uncharacterized. The transcript has 4 exons. The record is from RefSeq and is a predicted model, not a curated record. NCBI's taxonomy places the organism in Eukaryota, Fungi, Basidiomycota, Agaricomycetes, Boletales, Suillaceae. Bases 44 to 880 code for a protein of 278 amino acids.